AAUUAUGGUCGUCAACAAACUGAUGGUUGCAUAGCCACGUGGCAUCUCUCAAGGUCCACAACAGUGCAGUGUAGAUACUUGUACUCGUAGACAUGUCUUCGUGUGUCCCCUGCCUCUGCUGGGUAAUAAAGGGAGCAGCCAAGGAGGUCCCAGACAAGGUGAAGCUCUCUAAAGAGGAGGUGCAGGGCUUGUUACAGCAUGCACAGGAUGAGCUCAAAGACAUGGGACUGAGUGAUAGGGUGACUCUGGAUGUGGGAUCAGGAGACGAGGAGGCUAACGACGACGACAGCAGUUGCCAUGACAAUGAGAAGGACGAGGGCAUUGAGUCGCUCUAUGACUUGGAGAACUAUGACAAUGACAAAGGUGAGUCCAUGUCUGGAGCUGGCAUGGGUAACAGUCUCUCUGGUCUGGCCUACUUUGCUUCCAAUGAGGACGACCCUUACAUCACCCUCAAGAGUGUGGCGGCCCAGGAUGAUGAUACUGAUGACUACAGGGUCUUACCCUCGGACAAUCUACUGGUAGUGGGUAGGGCAGAGGAGGACUUCAGUAGUCUAGAGGUUCAUGUCUACAGUGAGGGUGAUGACCACGCCUACAGUCAUCACGAGGUAUUGUUGACCGCCUUUCCCCUCGCACUCGAGUGGAUGGACUUUGACCCUGAGCAACCUGACAAGAAAGGUAACUACGUUGCCGUGGGAAGCAUGUCUCCAGUGAUAGAGGUGUGGGAUCUGGACGUUGUGGAUAGUUUGGAGCCGGUGUUUGUGCUGGGUGACCCGGCUCGACUGGUAGCAGGGCAGAUGAUGAGUGAUAAGGUGGCAGCAAAGAAAGACAAGAAGAAAGGCAAAAAUAAGUCCUCCCUGCCAGCCGAGCCAGCGGACGGUCACAGUGAUGCUGUGUUGGGGCUCUCCUGGAACCACCUGGUACGCAAUGUGCUGGCGAGUGCCAGUGCUGAUUGCACUGUGAGAGUGUGGGAUAUGAGCUGGCCUCGCAGUGUUCUCAAGCUCAAGCACAAGGAUAAGGUUCAGAGUGUGCAGUGGCAUCCCUACUCUCCCGAGCUGCUGGCUACCGGAGGCUACGACAAACAUGUUCAUCUGUACAACUGCAAAGGUUCAGAGAAACCUGUGAGGAGUUGGAAUGUGAAGGGUGAAGUUGAGAAGUUGGUUUGGAACCACUUGAAACCAGAGCAGCUGUUGGCCGCCACUGACAAGAGCACAGUGUGGUGUCUGGACAGAGACGAUGGAUCUGUACUGUUCCAGAUACACGCUCACACAGGCCCUAUCACAGCGCUGUGUCUGAGUCCACUGGUUCCUGGUCUCCUAGUGACUGGUAGUGCUGACGACUCUCUCAAGUUCUGGGACAUUCUGGACUGCAAGCCAACCUUUCUCUUCAACAGGGACAUGCACAUGGGAGCAGUACAUUGUGCUCAGUUCUGUGUGGACACUCCGUACACCCUGGCAGUGGGUGGGGAGAAAAAUGGCUUCCACAUCAUUGACGCCAGCCGACUGCUACCAGUGACCCAGCGGUUCAAGAAGAGAGGCUUCAUGGUCCCAACUGAUGGCUCUCCAACUGAUAGCUCUCAGGACGUACCAGUGACAUCUGCCUCUGAGGAUGGCCACACCACUGAGGAAACUGAGGAAUCUGCUGACCAAGAUAUGAUCGGAGAAGCCAUGGAGACAGAAGAAGACCCAAAGCCAAAACCACAGCAGAGAACUCUUGCUAGCUUUAGUAAAAGUGAACAGACUAUUAAACCCAGUAAGAAAAUAGGCUCAAAGAGAGUGUCUAAGUCUAAACUAAAGCGUAAACAGUAAUAGUUUUGUAUUAUCACUUAAUAAUAAAUUAUUCUGUUUUCAUAA
This is a messenger RNA of Halichondria panicea, 1850 nucleotides long. RefSeq names its product periodic tryptophan protein 1 homolog. Gene Ontology annotation, biological process: rRNA processing. Gene Ontology annotation, cellular component: nucleus. The coding region runs from base 93 to 1805 and encodes 570 amino acids. Gene Ontology annotation, molecular function: protein binding. The transcript is spliced from 16 exons. Lineage: Eukaryota; Metazoa; Porifera; Demospongiae; Suberitida; Halichondriidae. The record is from RefSeq and is a predicted model, not a curated record.